Cooperia oncophora is the source of this 396-nucleotide messenger RNA. The record is from the annotation of a GenBank genome assembly. NCBI's taxonomy places the organism in Eukaryota, Metazoa, Nematoda, Chromadorea, Rhabditida, Trichostrongylidae.
AUGGAGUUCCCAGAUCCUGUGAAGGAACCGGAGCCAGAGAAAGCUGCACCACCACCUAGAGCUAAGAUCGAGCGUGACGAUGGUGGAGGCGGUUUCGCUGCCCUGCUUCAGAAGCGAGCCGCGAAAUCAGCUGAGGCUAAUCGUAACGUUUUUGCACAGAAAGAGAGCGAAGCUGAUAUCCAGUGGAAGAAGGCAGCGGAGAACUUGAAAUCACGGCCGUUGAUCAUCAACGAUUUGGACUUCAGCGAGUUUCAUGCCGAAGAAUUUGAGCAGGAUCCGUUGGUUAUGGCACGGCUCGCCCAAAUGGCGCAAGACAAAGGAAUGCUGCCUGGAGGUCGAAUGAAUGGCGGUCCACCACCACCGCCGCCCAUGGGAUCUAUUCCUUUGCCGCCGAGA